Molecule: messenger RNA, 2118 nt
Organism: Clonostachys rhizophaga
Lineage: Eukaryota; Fungi; Ascomycota; Sordariomycetes; Hypocreales; Bionectriaceae
Source: the annotation of a GenBank genome assembly
AUGUCCACGAUUUCCGCCGACAAGCCAAUACCGAGAUCCCCGCAAACGCCUGGCCAGAGCGUAAGCCGUGAUGGGCCAACGCCCAGGCCGACAAAGCCCAAGUCGCGAUCGCGGUCGGGAUGUGUGACUUGCAAAGAGAAACAUUUGAAAUGCGACGAGACGAAGCCCUUUUGCCAAAUGUGCCAGAGCAAAGGAAGCAAGUGCGGCGGCUACCAACAACAAUUGCGAUGGUCCUAUAAAUACGAGACAGCUGUACGCAAAAGACGAAAAGACACGAAGCCCGCAAAACCAGCAAAACCAGCACAGAAUCAGAAAUCGAUCCCAAUAUCUAGCCACCCGGUGGCAAUACGACCUCGCUCGCCAGCGCAGAACGGUCUGGCCCAACCGAAGCAAAAUGUUGCUAUCCACGAUACCGUACCCGAAACCGAGUGGCAGGCUGCAUUGGCAUCUCUAAGGGCGUUGGAGGAUAAUUAUGACGGCAGCGAUGACAAUCUAUAUUGUUUUGGAAGCGAUGCCACUGAGGUUACUGUGCUGGACGAUGAUAUACCUGAUUUAAUCGAUAACGACAUGGACUUUUCAUCACAACUUGAAAUUGUACCACUAUCAAGAUCCAAUGACCAUUCUGGAAACCUCAUUAGAGAUAAUGCUGCCGGCGGAUGGACGCACAUGAACCAGCAAGUAUCAGACACGACCAGCGCUGUCAUCUUCCCGUCUCUCAUAGACACGCCUUCUAUUUUGAUCACGCAUUGGUUUGAGCGGGUCUGUGCCGUGUGGUCGGGUUACGACUCACAUUUGAACCUGAAUAGGUCAUUGGCAUUGAACCUCUGGCAGCAGUCCGAGACAGUAUCAAAUUGCCUCCAGAGCAUGUCAGCGGCCCUGAUGACGGCAACAUCGCCGGAGAUGAAACAAACCUCCCUGCGUUUACUCAAGGAUGCUACUUCGACAGUCAAUCGGGAGCUAAGCGUAAUCCAUUCAACACCACAGCUUGAAAAUAUCCCAGUCAGCUUGCUCUUUUCCCUGCUCUGCCUGGGCACUUCAGUCUGUUGGACCGAGGCGACGUAUUUGGGCGUCCCCUUUUUGAGAGAGGCACGGGCAUUGAUGAGCCGGAUCAACGCCCGAGGACUACCUUUGAGUGCCGAAAACAAACAAAUCCUAUCCUAUUUUGACAAAAGCCUGGUGUAUUGCGAUAUGCUUCUAGCUAUGGUAGGAUACGGGGAUAUACCCCAGGACGAGAAGGUUGAAGAUGAGGGGACGCCCCAUCCCUGGACCGGAAUCUCGACAGCAUCAUACCGGCUGUUUGCUCGGGCAGUAACACUGUGCCAAACCUUUCGCCGUGGUUCUCAGCAACCUAGAACAACCACGGAGUUUUUGCAAAAUGCACUAAAACAGAUUGAGGAAGCACAGAGCAUUGAGGAACAGGUAUUAGCGAUGGAGACACCUGCUGAGACGGAUCUUGGUGAGACCGGUGACCAAAGAACGCCGAGAGCACACCUUGUGAGCUUGGCAGAAGCAUACCGAUUGGCCUCACUGGUGCAUCUAUAUCAAACCUUCCCUGAUCUCGCCGCUCGCCGCUUACCUCGAGACUCAUGGCCCGCUAGAAAUGCACAGGCUUCGCUCGAUACUUGGAUAGUCGCUCUCAGCCUCCGUCUCAUAGAAACACUCAAAGACAUUCCUCCCAACUCCGGGAGCCGAAUGAUGCAACCUGCGCUAUACAUCUCCGCGAGCACAGGACUCAAGCUAAACCUUCCGAUUCUCAAUUCCGAGGACAGCCUCGUGCAACUCAGAAGCGGGCCUUCACAUAAUGGUCGGACUUCGCUUGAUCACGAGGAUUGCGAAAUAUCGGAGUACAUGUCUCACUUAUGUGGCUUUGGAUCAGAAAACACGUCUUCAUCAGAGAAUUUGUCAAUGCACUCCGCGUUUGGGGUUGAAGAGGCCCGGAAUUUCGUACUUGAGCGUCUUGAUAUUUUUGAAUAUACGUUACCACCUAACCCUAUUAUUGUUGCUAAGGAACUUGUCAAGGCUAUUUGGGCAGCCUAUGAUGCAGAUGUUUCUGGUCAAUACCCCAUUCAUUGGAUUGAUAUUAUGCAAUCGAGGAAUUUGCGUUCGUUAUUUGGAUAG